UGACAAACAACUGUUCAAAUAAUAGUUUCAAUACCGAAAGUAUGCAGUAUUCACUAUUUGUUAUACUGUUCAAUGGAUAUCUCUGUGUCGAAGAGUGUCCCGACGUGUCAGCCCUACUAAAGCCAUGUCUCUGUGAAAUAGUAGACGGAAAACGACAGGUCAUAUGCGAGGGGAAGGAUGCCAUUGAUCUCAAAGCUAUAUUCGCUAAACUCAGCCAUGAAUUGGUG
This is a messenger RNA of Oppiella nova, 227 nucleotides long. Lineage: Eukaryota; Metazoa; Arthropoda; Arachnida; Sarcoptiformes; Oppiidae. The record is from the annotation of a GenBank genome assembly.